Messenger RNA from Brassica napus (rape), 938 nucleotides. RefSeq lists its product as uncharacterized. Lineage: Eukaryota; Viridiplantae; Streptophyta; Magnoliopsida; Brassicales; Brassicaceae. Gene Ontology annotation, molecular function: zinc ion binding. The record is from RefSeq and is a predicted model, not a curated record. The transcript is spliced from 2 exons. Bases 40 to 687 code for a protein of 215 amino acids.
CUUACAACUUGCGAGGAGGAUUCAUCAUCUUGGUGGGUGAUGGAACCCGUACAGCCACAACUCGAUACUCUUGUCUCUGCUAAAGCAAUCCAUGGCUCAAGUGGCUGUGAUGACGACAGAAAAGAGCUCAUCACCAACAACGGAGAGUCUCAUCAGAGCUUCUCCAGCGGAGAGGAGGAGGAAGAUGAGAUGGUGGAGGAUGAAAAUAGGAGAUCUAAUGUGUCUGUGUGUUCAGUGGAAGUAGAUCUGGAGCUUGGUUUGCCUGAGAAAGCGGUGGUCCAUUUGUUGUCGGAAGAUGAGAAAGAUUGCAGAAUCUGUCACAUGAGCUUGGACUCCGUGAAUCUUGAAUCCGGUGUUCCUAUCGAGCUUGGUUGUUCUUGCAAAAAUGAUCUCGCUGCUGCUCAUAAGCAUUGUGCUGAGACUUGGUUCAAGAUCAAAGGAAACAUAAUCUGUGAAGUAUGCGGGUCCAUUGCUGGUAAUGUUAUUGGAACCGUUGAGCCGGAGACUGAGAAUAGUCGGAGUGAAGUAAACGGUACAAUGACGCAAGCUAUGAGAACAUCUGGUCCACGGUUGGCGGAAGCUAGAAGCUUCUGGCAAGGUCACCGGUUCUUGAAUUUCCUUUUAGCUUGUAUGGUCUUUGCGUUUGUAAUCUCAUGGCUCUUCCACUUCAACGUUCCCUCCACAUAGCAAAAAAGUAAGAGUCUAUCAUAAAAAAAGGUAAGAGAAGAAAAAAGGGUUAAAGAAGCAAAAGUACAUCCCUCUUGUGCCUUGUUACACUUUUAAGUUCAGUGAAGUUUAGAGAGGAGGAAAGAGCUUAAGACCUAGGAGAGCUAAGUGAUGUCGAUUUUGCGGGUUUUCAUUUCCAUCUAAAAAUGUUUUGCGGUUGCCAAUAAUGUAUAUAAAGCCUAGCUUAAUGGAAGUGCAGUAUUGUGAAGUCU